Molecule: messenger RNA, 6144 nt
Organism: Ylistrum balloti
Lineage: Eukaryota; Metazoa; Mollusca; Bivalvia; Pectinida; Pectinidae
Product: splicing factor 3B subunit 1-like
Exons: 16
Coding region: 1451-5071 (1206 amino acids)
Biological process (GO): spliceosomal complex assembly
Cellular component (GO): U2 snRNP; catalytic step 2 spliceosome; U12-type spliceosomal complex
Molecular function (GO): mRNA binding
Source: RefSeq, a predicted model, not a curated record
AUUAACUGGAGCAAAUUUCAUUUUUUGAUAAAAAAAAUGGUUAUGUUUCAAACAAAAAUAUUACUCAAAUGUCUUGCUGUCUUUCUGACCUAUUGGGAGGGAUUUGCUGAAUCUUAGGGGAUAUAUGUUUUACCUGUUGUAAUUUGACUGCACAUAUAUAAGAACACACAAAGGGAAAUAAAUUUAUCAAUAAGAUAAAUCACAAUGCAAGUAGAUUUAAAUAGUAUACGUUUUUGGUGUUUAAAUGAAAAAUGCAAUCCAUUCCUGGGUUCUAUUUUGAGUAUAAAAAUUAAACUCUUUUUACUAAAUAUUUAUUUAUUCUCAAGUUUUAGCCAUUGAACCAACAACACUAGGAGUGGUCUUUUGGCUGUAAUUAUGAAACCUGGUGAAGACGGAAAGAUCACAAUCUUACUUGCUGAAACAAAUAUUUGUUGUUUGUGACUGAAAGCCAGUUAGAUUGUUUUGGAUUCAGAAGAUAUUUAUCAAUAUAUGUUUUGUCACUUUUAUUUUAGUCAGAUGGUUAUAACUUUGAAUAAGGUUUUUGAAGUGAGAAAAACAAAACUUAUAUAUAAAAAAGGAUAUUUGAAGAGGAGCACAUUUUGUAUGGCAUGCUAAACAAGAAUAUGUUAACUGAGAAGUCAGUUUUGAAUAGAACAAAAAGCAGUACAUGUAAUUGCCUUUGAUUUUUCACCUAGCCCAAUUUUCAGGGUGUACAAAAAGGAACCGGUUUGUUGAAAUUUAUCCCUUUUUUUUUUUUUUUUUUUAUUGUAUACUUGAAUAUGAUUUUUAAUGUAAGUUUUUCAUAUUCUGCAUAUUAAAGCUUAGUGGAAUGAAUGCUUUGCUUGUUUGAGGAAACAAUAUUUUCAAAACAUGUAUCGGAUAAUGUUAAGUGUUGUGAAGAAAUCAAGUCAACCCGAUACUAAUAAAAAUUAUCUUUCCUUUCUAGCACCCAGAAUUCGUUUGGAGAGAUUUCAGCAGAGCAAGACAGCAACUUGAGGUUUAAACACCUCCUAUAUUAACAAAACUUUUCAUGUAAUUAUUUAGUCUCAAACCUAUUAACUUUAUAAAUAAAUGAAAAAGAAAUACCACUAGCUAUUUGUGGAAUAUUUCAAAAUUUUGACACUGGUACAUUUUAUUGAAGUUUAAGUAUUAAGGAUGAAUUCCUCGACGUAAAUAUGAUUCUGCAUGCUACAAUAACUGAUUGAAUUAUAGACUUAGGAUGGCCAAUGCACUAUAGGUCUUUGUAACAAAUGUUUGUUUACCUCACAUGGAGUAGUUUCCUGGCAGAGGUUCAAUACAUUGAUAGUUCAGUUUGUAUAAUCAUGCAUUGUUUUUUUUUUCUCUUUUUUUUUCUCUCUCUCUGGGUUGUUUAGAAUUAUAUUUAAUAUGCAGACUAAUUUUAGGCACAUGAUGAUGAGAGACAGGACAUUGGUCAUUCCCAAGAAGAUGGAUGCGAGGAGAAACUCCCGAUGUAAAUGCUUACACCUAUGCGAAAGUUCGGGCCUCACAACUUCUUGAUAAUGAAAAGAAACGACUACAACAACAGAUGGUGGAGAGGGCCAAGUCGGGUGACCUACGGGUACAGAAUGGAUCCAGUGUUGACAGUGGAGCGAAGAUACAGCAGGCAGUGCCACAGGAGAAGAAGAAGCGCCGAUGGGACCAGGCCUCGGAUGAUACACCAGCCAAGAAAACCAAAAGUACUUGGGAUAAGGAAGAGGCAGUGACACCGUCAAACAGUCGCUGGGAUGAGACACCAGGCCGUGCCAAAGGUGCUGAAACACCAGGUGCUACACCAGGACAGAGUACAAGAAUGUGGGAUGCUACACCUGGACAUGCUACUCCUGGGGCUGCCACACCAGGACGGGGUGAUAGUACUCCAGGACAUCAGGCUACACCUAGCUCACGUAAAAACAGAUGGGAUGAAACUCCCCGCACUGAAAGAGAAACACCUGGACAUGGUAGUGGUUGGGCAGAAACACCAAAAACAGACAGAGGAGGGGAUCUCAUACAAGAUACCCCUACUCCAGGAGCUAGUAAACGACGUUCACGUUGGGAUGAGACACCUGGAGCCACACCUGCUGGUAACAUGACCCCUGGAAACAUGACCCCAAGCAUGACACCUGCUGGACAGACUCCUGGAGGCUCAACUCCUGUAGCCUUCACGCCGGGGGGAGGUACACCUGGAGGAUCUACACCAAGUGGUUUCACCCCAACAGGGAAAACACCUACAGGACAGAAGGCCAUGGCCAUGGCUACUCCCACGCCAGGUCAUCUUAUGUCCAUGACACCAGAACAGCUUCAGGCCUACACAUGGCAGAAGGAGAUUGAUGAGAGAAACAGGCCCCUGUCUGAUGAUGAACUGGACACCAUGUUCCCACAAGGCUACAAGGUAUUACAACCACCUGCGGGCUACAUCCCAAUCAGGACUCCAGCCCGAAAACUGAUCGCCACACCAACCCCUAUGGCAGGUACCCCACAGGGAUUCCGAAUGCAAACACCAGACAGUAAGGGUGUUCAGGUAGUGGAUAUGCAGCCAAAGGGGAACCUUCCAAUGAUGAAACCAGACGACAUGCAGUAUUUUGACAAACUACUGGUUGAAGUUGAUGAAGAAGCACUGUCACCAGAAGAACAGAAAGAAAGGAAAAUUAUGAAGCUUCUAUUGAAAAUAAAGAAUGGUACUCCUCCAAUGAGAAAGGCUGCGUUAAGACAAGUGACUGACAAGGCACGUGAGUUCGGAGCAGGGCCCCUAUUUAAUCAGAUCUUACCUCUCCUGAUGUCGCCUACAUUAGAGGACCAGGAGCGACAUUUAUUGGUAAAGGUCAUUGACAGGAUCCUGUAUAAACUUGAUGAUCUGGUGCGGCCGUAUGUCCACAAAAUCCUUGUCGUCAUUGAACCCCUGCUUAUUGAUGAGGAUUACUACGCACGUGUAGAAGGAAGAGAAAUCAUCUCCAAUUUAGCAAAGGCGGCAGGUCUUGCCACCAUGAUUUCCACUAUGAGACCAGAUAUUGACAACAUGGACGAGUAUGUACGUAACACGACUGCUCGAGCCUUUGCCGUGGUUGCCUCUGCCCUGGGUAUCCCCUCACUACUGCCCUUCCUUAAGGCUGUGUGUAAGAGCAAGAAGAGCUGGCAGGCUAGACAUACAGGCAUCAAGAUAGUACAGCAGAUUGCCAUUCUCAUGGGAUGUGCCAUUCUACCCCAUCUCAAAAACUUGGUGGAAAUUAUUGAACAUGGUCUUGUUGAUGAACAACAAAAGGUGCGGACCAUCACUGCUCUUGCUCUAGCUGCUUUAGCUGAGGCAGCCACUCCAUAUGGUAUCGAGUCAUUUGACAGUGUCCUUAAACCCCUCUGGAAGGGUAUUCGUCAACACAGAGGAAAGGGUCUGGCAGCCUUCCUCAAAGCCAUUGGCUACCUGAUCCCUCUUAUGGAUGCUGAGUAUGCUAAUUACUACACUCGUGAAGUGAUGUUGAUCCUGAUUCGAGAGUUUCAGUCCCCUGAUGAGGAAAUGAAGAAGAUUGUAUUGAAAGUGGUAAAGCAGUGCUGUGCCACAGAUGGUGUGGAGCCCCAGUACAUCAAGGAGGAAAUCCUGCCUCCAUUCUUCAAACAUUUCUGGAACCAGAGAAUGGCCUUAGAUAGGAGAAACUACAGACAGCUGGUAGAUACCACAGUGGAAAUCGCCAACAAGGUUGGUGCAGCAGAAAUCAUUGGACGUGUAGUGGAUGACCUGAAGGAUGAGGCAGAACAAUACCGUAAGAUGGUGAUGGAAACUAUAGAAAAGAUCAUGGGAAAUCUUGGAGCAGCAGACAUUGAUUCUCGACUAGAAGAACAACUUAUCGAUGGAAUUCUGUAUGCAUUUCAAGAACAGACUACAGAGGAUGUGGUCAUGUUGAAUGGUUUUGGUACGGUAGUGAAUUCCCUUGGAAAGCGUGUGAAACCCUACUUACCUCAGAUCUGUGGUACCAUCCUGUGGCGUCUCAAUAACAAGUCAGCAAAGGUGCGACAACAGGCUGCAGACCUCAUCUCGCGCAUUGCCAUCGUGAUGAAAACAUGUCAGGAGGAACGUUUGAUGGGCCAUCUUGGUGUUGUGUUAUAUGAAUAUCUGGGAGAAGAAUACCCAGAGGUGUUGGGUAGUAUCCUUGGAGCCCUUAAGGGCAUCGUCAACGUCAUAGGAAUGACCAAGAUGACCCCUCCCAUUAAGGACCUACUUCCCCGUCUCACACCUAUCCUCAAAAACAGACAUGAGAAAGUGCAGGAGAACUGUAUAGACUUAGUAGGUCGCAUUGCCGACCGUGGAGCAGAGUACGUGUCUGCUCGUGAGUGGAUGAGGAUCUGUUUUGAACUCUUGGAAUUACUGAAAGCACACAAAAAAGCCAUUCGAAGGGCAACUGUCAAUACAUUUGGGUAUAUUGCCAAAGCCAUUGGUCCCCAUGAUGUGCUGGCUACUCUGUUAAACAAUCUCAAAGUCCAGGAACGUCAGAACCGUGUGUGUACAACAGUCGCAAUUGCCAUUGUAGCUGAGACUUGUUCCCCCUUCACAGUGUUACCAGCUCUGAUGAAUGAAUAUCGUGUUCCAGAACUGAAUGUACAGAAUGGUGUACUCAAAUCAUUGUCCUUCAUGUUCGAGUACAUUGGAGAAAUGGGCAAGGAUUAUAUUUACUCCAUAGCUCCUUUGUUAGAGGACGCCAUGAUGGAUCGAGAUCUGGUGCACAGACAGACAUCAAUGGCAGCUAUACAACACAUGGCUCUUGGAGUGUUUGGCUUUGGUUGUGAGGAUGCCCUCACACAUCUACUCAAUUAUGCCUGGCCCAACAUCUUUGAGACAUCUCCUCAUGUUGUCCAAGCUUUCAUGGGUACUAUUGAGGGAAUGCGUGUGGGACUAGGUCCAUCAAAGGUUUUACAAUACACAAUGCAGGGACUGUUCCAUCCUGCAAGAAAAGUCCGUGAUGUUUACUGGAAAGUGUAUAAUACUGUGUAUAUUGGUGCUCAGGACGGUAUGAUACCAGCCUACCCACGUGUACCUAAUGAUGCCAAGAAUCAUUACAUCAGAUACGAACUGGACUACAUUCUUUGAUCACACAAAUCAUCAUCAUCACAGUUAUUUUCAUCAGAUAGGGGAUACAGAUACUCAUUGGAGAGUUCUGAUAGGCCAACACCUAUUGUACAGUUGUAAAUAAGCUCUGUAUGCGUGUGUGUGUGUGGAUGUAAUUUUCUGGCCAUGAUACAUGGUAUGUGGAUUCAAUUUUUCAGGACUUAUGUCAAAGUACACUGCAAGUAAAGUGUGAGAGGAAAGAUGAUUCUUCUGCCAGAGGAAAGAUGUCUGAAAAAUCCGAGCAGAAAAAUAUUUUGUGGCAAGUUUCUUAAAAUCACCAAAGCACCAAUUUAUCUUAAAAGUGAAGUUAAGGGGAGUAAAAAAUCUUUGAUAUUUGAGAUGUGCGAGGAUUCUUCAAACAUUUUCACUUGCAGCUUCAUAGAACAGAAUGUGAAGUUAUAUGACUGGGGUUUUAAUUAAAUAAUUUCAGAUUUUUAAAGAGAUACUAUUGGUUCAUACUACAUUAUAGAAAUGUGGACUGAAGAUUAAAAUUUUGUUUUAGAGUGGAAAAUCAACAGAAUUCGUGAAAAUACAGGAAUUUUUGGGGAAAGAAAGCGGCUUAAAUACUGUGGACCUUUGUGACAUAUCGUAUUGUUAAGUACCCUGUACACUUAAAUAGCAGUUGUGUUGUCCUGUGAUGGAACAUACAAGCGAUAAUCAUAAUACCCUUUGAUUUUAACCUGCUUAUCGUUGUAAAGUUAUGGUGAUCUUACUCACACACACAUUGUAAUUCUAAAUAUCACCAAGUACAUAGAUCAACUGUUAUCAAACUAUUUUUGCUAUCAACAAGUAUUGCUGUUGAAAGUAAUUGUCAUAUUACAGGAUCAACCACUAUAUUUUUUACACUGAGACUAGGAAAUGAAAUUAUGAAUUGGAGAGGGAAAAAACUUUGACUCUCAUCAGUAAAAUGUUUUGUUCUAGAUAUUCUUGUGACAGUUAUUGUGGUACUUCAUACUUGUGAGAUUUUAUUGCAACAGGUAUUACAACAGUACAUCAUAUACAAAAUGAAUAUUGUUAAUAAUCAUGAUUUAAUAAAAGUAUUGCACAGAAAUAAA